Pecten maximus is the source of this 3529-nucleotide messenger RNA. RefSeq lists its product as uncharacterized. The transcript is spliced from 8 exons. Lineage: Eukaryota; Metazoa; Mollusca; Bivalvia; Pectinida; Pectinidae. The record is from RefSeq and is a predicted model, not a curated record. The coding region runs from base 710 to 3529 and encodes 939 amino acids.
UUUAUGUCGUUAUCCUUGUUGUAAUGAUGUUAUAAAAGUACACGGCUAGUUUAUAAUGUCUGUCCAUAUAAUGAUAUAUUCCGAGACCAGUGACUGAGUGAGUGAGGGGGCGGUACAGUUUGUAUGAUUACAUCGUUUUAAGUGUUUGUUUUACAUUUAAUUGUAUUUGGUCCUGGUUAACAGAAUUGUCUCCUCAAACAGUUUUUGUCAUACAACCUGGCAAUGGUCAAGACAAUGCUGUGAUUAAAAGGAAUUACUGAGAAAUCAAUCGUAAUUUUACGAAAAACAAAAGAGGAAGUAAAAAGAUGGAAAUUCCGAUGACGUAAUGGGUUUUUAUAACAGAGAAAACAGCCGAGGUGGCACAGACAAGCCAAUCGAGCUUGUCAUCGGAACAGUGAAUCUUUCCCAAGAAUGUCAUAACAUUUAGAAGCAUCAAGUCAAAGACCAAGUGUUAAUUUAACGUAAGGUAACUGCUCCUUGAGACAGCCCAGUGAAACAAGUCAACCUUGUCAGUGGAGUAGUCAAACUUCUCUGGGGAAUUCAUAAAGAUACAAGUCGAAGAGCAUUGUCGGACACUGGUGAGAAGUGCCUAGAUGUCUUCACAGAUAGAGACGAGCCAAAGCAUGUAUACCUAACUCAAAGACUCGGUUUUGGAUCUAAUACAACACCAGCAUCAACAUUAUCUUCUGUCCUGAAACCAACUAUAAGGAUGUCUGCCAAGUAUACUUCCACCAAAGAAACGACUAACUAUGCCCGGAUAUGUAGACUGGUCAUUGAUGUCUUCCCUGACGUCUUCAGAGAAUUACUCGUCACUCGACUGCCAUCUGGACUCCCUUAUGUACUUUCCAGUCAAAAGGGUCAGAUUAUCUCCCAGUUAAAUAAACAACAGAAGAAAAUGCUUUACCCCUCAGGUGGAGUGUUCCAAGGUUCUGAGAAGGAUAUGGAUGUUUCUUUACUUUAUAUCCUUCUAAGGAAUCUAGGGAACAUCACUCCUCAUGGAAAGGGUUGGGGUAAUGUUCCAGAUGCUGCAGACCGUUGUCUGUCAGCAAACAUUGAUCGUCUACGGAUACACAGAAAUGAGAUAGUGCAUGCCAACAUUGCAUAUCUUUCUAAUAGUGACUUUAGGACGAGGUGGGCCGACAUCCGUCAAAGUGUUGAGGACAUACAGAACAGCGAUCUGAAGACAGGGAUGUUUGUACAAGCCGUGGAUAGUAUACUGACCAUGACCAUGGACCCAGAUGUAGAGAGGAAGUACAUAACUCUUGUAAAGAAGAUAGAAGGGGAAAUCAGUGACAUCAAAGAGAGGCAAGAGGAGAUGGCAACAAACUUGGAUAAUCUCAAAGGAACUGUUGAUAAUGUGAGUGAUGAAGUUGGUGCUGUGAAGGAAGAUGUCAGUGCCCUGAAACAUUUUUCAUCGACAAUUGAAGGGAGGGAUCCUAAGUUGACGGCUAUGAUAGAUACAACAAAGUCUACAAUUCAGACAGAAAAAGAAAACAACCAGUUUUUUCCUACCAAAAGUCUCCAAGAUGCCCAUCAAAAACUUCUAGAGAACAAGAUCGUUAUAAUCCAGGGAAACUCGGGGGACGGGAAAUCAUCUACUGCACUUGAACUUCUCCGUUUGCUGUGCUGUAAUGAAGAGGAGGGGCAACAUAAACGAUGUCGACAACCACUACAACUACACGACAUAAAAGACAUGGAUUGGGUGGCACCAAAAUCACAAUUAGUUAUUUAUUUUGAUGACAUCUUUGGAAAGAAUGUUGUGUGUCAGGAAGAUGUGAAAGAAUGGGAGAAACGAGAAAAAGAAAUUAAUGCAAAACUUUGUGGAAAUGAAUCUGAGUCCAAUUAUCUGGUCAUUACAAUUCGUAGUGGAAUUUUUAAUUCUUUAAGUGGCCUUGGAAAAUUAUUUACUAAAGAAAACAUUGUUGACCUUAGCCAGUACAAAGAAGAAAAAGAAAAACUUGCAUUGUUAAGGUUGUAUCAACCAAAAACUGAAUUUGUUAAAUGGACAGAUGAUGAGGAGAAACAGAUUGUGGCCUCGGCCCCAGACAUUGGGUUUCCACAGUGUUGUAGAUUAUUUAGGGACACACCUAGUUUACAAACAGAGAGAGUCAAAUUCUUUGAAAGACCUCUGCAUUAUUUUAAAUCCUCUUUAUCUAAAUUAGAAGACGGGAAAUUUCAUGGUCUGCUGUAUCUGUUCCUCAAUGGCGGCUCAGUUGUAGAACAUGAUUUAGACCCUUCCAUUGAAAAUAUUGAGGAAAGUGAGAAAAUGAAAGCAGCAUUUGCUUUUGAUGUAGUAGAAGUUAACCUAACACCUGAGCUUAUUCACAAAAUAGAGAAAAAGAAAGCUGAAUUUGUAAAGAAGUCAUUAAAAUGCCUUUUGGGUUGGCUGGUGAAAAAAGAUUCUAUACAAAAAAAAAAAAAUGGAGAAUAUUAUCCUUGUUUCAAAUUCAACCACGACUCCAUUGAGGAAACAGUGGCACUUCUGUAUGGAGAGGAAACUCCCAUUGGCUACAUGCUGAAUUGUCCCAGAAAGUUCCUCAGUUAUGUAACUACAACAAAAAACACCCCAAACAGGAGAGUUAUAUCAUCUGAUAAUCAAACCAAUGCCAUGUAUAAACGUAUAGUGACAGAGUUUCAAUCUGUUGAUCCUAAAAGUGACUUGUAUUUGAGUGAGUAUGACUAUUUAGCUACAUUAGAUGUAUGGACAGACACACUGUUUCUACAGGGAUUUAUCAGAUGGCUAAGUGGUCAGAAUGAUGACAAAAACUUACACCAACUGAUAAAAGGUGCCUUGUUAAAUGGAGCUUGCUCUAUUGGUUUAGAAGAUCAUUUCUCGUAUCUCCUUUCUGUGGGUGCCACAACCGACAACGAUACACCGUUUUGUGUAGUGAAGGGUGGGAAUGUACGACUACUGACGGAAAUACUAAUGAAUGACGUCAUUCCUACAGCGAGGGCACGCAGGUCACGAUCAUCAUAUUAUACUGAGAAUAUCAAUGUCCUACACGAGGCGUGUUUGUUUGAGAGAGAAGAGAUGGUGACCAUGUUGUGUGACACUUACCCAGACUUGGUACAUGAGACUGAUGACGAGAGACAAAGCAUGCUCCAUCUUGUGGCACAGACAGGAAACGUUGGUAUAUUUCAGACAGUGGAGAGAAUGAUACUUAAGUCAUUGUGUAGAGUUGAGGAUGUACAACAUAAGUGUGAGACAGAAGAUGGUCGUGUUGUACAUAGGAGUUGUGUGUGUGGACAGUACAUGUCACAGUUAGUGGACUGGGAAGGGUUUACAAUAUUACAUCGUAGUUGUAGUCAGGGACACAGGGAGCUUAGUUUAGAGCUGUGUACGUUAUACCCAGCACUAACUACAGCUGUAAAUAACGACGGGUGUACAAUAUUACAUGAGAGUUGUGGUCAGGGACACAGGGAGCUUAGUUUAUACCUGUGUAAGUUAUACCCAGCACUAACUACAGCUGUAGAUAACUACGGGUAUACAAUAUUACAUGAGAGUUGUGGAAGUGAACACAAGUUGUAA